AUGAAGUUACUUGGCUGGAUGCACAGGAAGUUUCGCCAGAAUAACAAUGAACCGUUCAAAGACUUGGUCAUUGGGCAGCCAUCACAUGAUGAUGAACCAAACUAUCACAAAUCAAAUUCUGGGAUCAAACUUUUCAAACAAACCCAAAAAGGUCUCAACCUUAGAAAAUCCUUUGCUGGUUUAGAAGCAGCAACUGCAGAUGACGACUAUGAGGGAGAUUCAUCUGCUGCUAUGUAUGAUAUCUUUCCUGGCUUCUUGGCAAUUGGAACACUUGGUUCAGAGCAAGUUAUUUCUCACCCAUCAACACCAACAUUUGGCAUCUCUGUUGAGAGUAUAACCGAAAAAGAAGAUGAAGUCACUGAGAAUGAUCUGAAGCUCAUCAAUGAUGAGCUAGAGAAAGUGCUAGGAGCUGAAACUAAGGAUGAUGUCAGCACUGAUUCAUCUGGCAGAAAUAGCCUUGUUAGCACUGGGAGAACUAGUCAUGUUAGCACUGGGAGAAAUAGCCAUGUUAGCACUGGGAGAAAUAGCCAUGUUAGCAUAAUAACACUAGGUGGAAAGCCAACAGAGGGCACAGAAUCAAAUGGGAAUGGAACUGCAAUUUGUCCACUACAGGGAUAUCUCUUUGGAACAGCUAUUGAAGUAUCCGAAACAACCACAGUGUCAAAGAAAGAGCACAGGAUAUCACUUGGGGAGCUGUUUCAAAGAAGCAAAGAGGAGAAUUUUAGUGCAAAAUGUGAAAAGGAGGAUAAAAGAACUGAGAGAGAAGCAGAUAAAUCUGCCCUGAACCUGAUGAAAGAAAAGCUGAAAAAAAGAAUGUUCCAUGCUUGUUCAAGAAGUUCUACCUCAAUAAGUGGUGGGCCUAUUGAUUCUGCUUCAGCAGAGACCAAACUGAAUAAGAUUCUCCAUAUGUUCCGCAAGAAAGUUCACCCUGAAAGUUCAACAGCUGCUCAAAAGUUUGCUAAGCACAGAAAGAAUGAGAACAAGAAGAAAAUAAUCAAUGAUGGAGGCCAUAACAAAGGAGACUUGGUGCAUCCAAAGGAAGAUUCAUCUGCGAGCAGGGAGCACUGGAUCAAAACAGAUGCAGAUUACUUAGUUCUAGAGCUCUGAAAGGCAAAGAAAUUGAGCUGAUUUUAAGCUGUUAUCCUCUAUUAAUAAUAA
Molecule: messenger RNA, 1158 nt
Organism: Gastrolobium bilobum
Lineage: Eukaryota; Viridiplantae; Streptophyta; Magnoliopsida; Fabales; Fabaceae
Product: protein LAZY 1-like
Exons: 5
Coding region: 1-1107 (368 amino acids)
Biological process (GO): gravitropism; regulation of auxin polar transport
Source: RefSeq, a predicted model, not a curated record